Messenger RNA from Rosa rugosa (rugosa rose), 1770 nucleotides. RefSeq names its product F-box/kelch-repeat protein At3g23880-like. The record is from RefSeq and is a predicted model, not a curated record. NCBI's taxonomy places the organism in Eukaryota, Viridiplantae, Streptophyta, Magnoliopsida, Rosales, Rosaceae. The coding region runs from base 204 to 1466 and encodes 420 amino acids. Gene Ontology annotation, molecular function: protein binding. The transcript has a single exon.
GGCUGACUGACCAAAAAAGAGGUGCAGACACAAAUUUUUUAAAACUCAGUAAGCAGCAACUCUAUUUGCUUCACAAGGAACCCGUUGACAGGUAAGUGUAGAACUGAGAUUUUGUUCCAAGUAUUAUUUCUCAUAAAUGAAAUGAUUAUGUUCAAAUAGAAAAUAAGUGGAAGAAAAAAAAGGGAGGUGAAUAUACGGCAGAGAUGUCCAAAUUGCCAGAAGAGAUGCUGGUGCAAAUCCUGUCGAGGCUGCCACCCAGAUCUCUUAUGCGAUUCAAAUGCAUCCAUAUGUCAUGGUAUACUUUGAUCAAUAAUCCCAUCUUUGUGGACAAACACCUAUUCGUUUCGAAGCACAACAAACUCUCUUCCUUCACCACCAUCCUUUUCAAGCGCUAUGUCCUUAGAAACGAGAACACUGACCAAAAGAAAACAGUAUUGUCAUUAUUCAAUCUUUUCCAUAAUAAUGAUGAUGGUGAGGGCCACCAUCUUGAUUCUGUUAUGGAGGAACUCCAUGUCCCACCUUCAAUGCGUCUAAAGAGGAUGAACGAUCAUUGUGGACUCGAGUUUUUGGAACUUUCAGGUCAUUGUGAUGGGAUCAUUUGUUUAACUGAUUUUAGAGAGAACAUUGUUUUAUGCAAUCCAGCCAUCAAGGAAUUCAAACUUCUUCCGUUGUCGAGUUUUCAUCUCUCUUACCCGGAUGGUGUCUACACAUCUGCUGUGGGAUUUGGAUAUGAUCUCAAAUCAAAAUGUUAUAAAGCUGUUAGAGUUUGUGAAUAUGGGCAAGAUUACAAUGAUAAAGGUCUUGUUACUCUUCCUCCAAAAGCAGAAGUAUACAGCCUCGUUACAAAUUCUUGGAAAGAAAUCAAGGCUGAUAAUUUGGUGAAGAACACUACAGUGAUUUGGUUUCAUAGUUGGCCUGAAGCAGCCGUCCCAACCUACUGCAAGGGAAUAAUUUAUUGGUCUGGAAAAAGGAGGGUAUAUCGUGACUAUCCAGGUGUUGACGACGACGAACAUGAGUUGGAUCUCAGUAAUCGGAUCAUUUCAUUUCAUAUAGUUGAUGAGACAUUUCAUGAUAUACCAUGUCCAGAUGUUGGUUUGCUAACCCGUAGGGCUUUUGGAUUGUGGAAUGAGUCCUUAACUAUUUCUAGUUUGGGUGAGAGUGAGAAGGACUCCAUAGAUAUAUGGGUGCUGGAUGACAUUGAGGAAACUUGGACAAAAUACGUUACUCUUCGCCCAGUUGUGAAUAUUUUAUAUCCGUUGACAUUAGCAAGGAAGAGCGAGCAAUUUCUUCUUGUUGCCAUUGAUGAAUGCGUAGUGAUCUUCUACAACUGUUGUACCGGAAAGUUUAAGUAUCUCCCUAUUAGUGGCGUGUUCCUAAACCACUAUCAAGCUGUUUCUUAUGUGAGUAGUACUGUUUCAAUAGAGGGAGGCAAUAAUGUUGAAGAGGAGAUAAGUGAAGGAAUAUAAUUUCCAAUUUUCUGUCUAGGUCUUCCUAAGAUGUUAAAUAGCAAUAUAGUUUACCAGGUUAUGCAUUACCACUGUGCAGCUGCUUAUCGCAAUGCCGGGCGACAUGGACUUUACAAAACGAAGGGAUCAAACUUUAAGAGAAAAAGUUGUCUUUUGUUGAUUUGGGUAAUAUCGAAGUUAGAUAAUGACUGUGUUGUUCCACCCCUCCAAACAAGAAGCAGAACGGCUGAUUGAGAAAGCCGGGUAUUCAAUCGGGCAUAACAUGUUUGUAAUCCUCUGUUCGUUGAAUAAAAAAAAAUAAAAA